Aspergillus calidoustus is the source of this 1599-nucleotide messenger RNA. Lineage: Eukaryota; Fungi; Ascomycota; Eurotiomycetes; Eurotiales; Aspergillaceae. The record is from the annotation of a GenBank genome assembly.
AUGCCCACCAUGUAUCUCUACGCCCUCGGCAGCCUCACCCUCCUUUACUUGGCAAUCCUCUCAAUCUACCGGCUCUACCUGCACCCCCUCUCGAGUUUCCCGGGCCCCCGCCUCCGCGCCAUCAGCUCCCUCCCCUCAAUAGCCUCCCUCCUCCGCGGCCGGCUCGGCUUCGACACCAAAACCCUCCACGACAAAUACGGCCCCGUCGUGCGCGUCUCCCCAAAUGAACUCGCCUUCAACUCCGCGCAAGCGUGGGAAGACAUCUACGGCUUCAAGACGCACGGCCGCGCAAACAUGCACAAGGACCCAAUCCACGUCGGCUCCGUCGACCCGCUCCCGCACGCGUCGACGCUGACAAUGGCCGACGACGCGAACCACGCGAGGCAGCGACGCGCCCUGGCGCAUUCGUUCUCGGAGAGGGCGCUCAAGGACCAGGAGUACAUCAUCCAGCAUUACGUCGACAUCCUCAUCGCGAAACUCAGCGGGCUCGCGGCAAAGGGCGAAGAGUUCAACCUGGUAAACUGGCUCAACUUCACAACCUUUGACGUCAUCGGCGACCUGGCCUUUGGCGAGCCCUUUGGGUGUCUGGACCUCGGGGCAUUUCACUCGUGGGUCGCACUUAUUUACCAGACGGUGAAGGUUGGGGCGCUAGAACAAGCGACGCGCCGCUUUGCGCCCGCCGGCUCGUUCACGCAGCGCGUCCUGCUCCACUGUAUACCGGAUUACCUGCGGCACCGCCGCCGGGAACACCUCCGGCUCAGCAAGGAGAAGGUUGAGCAGCGGCUGCGGAACGGACAGGGGGAGCACAAGGAUUUUAUAUACUAUAUCCUGCGGCAGCGCGAGAAGUACGAUUUGCACGAUAACGAGAUUAUCUUGAACAGUGCGCUGUUUAUCGUCGCGGGGAGCGAGACGACGGCGAAUUUGCUGUCUGGGUUGUUUGCGCGGUUGCUCAGGCAUGGGGAUAAGAUGGUCAAGUUGCAGGAGGAGGUGAGAGCGGCUUUCGCGUCUGAGAGGGAGAUUACAUACGCUCGUGCUGGGACAGCGGACCUGCCGUAUCUAAACGCCUGUCUCGAAGAGGGCCUACGCAUCCACCCGCCCCUCCCAAUCGGCCUCCUCCGCACCGUCCCAGCCGCCGGCGACACAAUCGACGGCCACUGGGUCCCUGGCGGAACAUCCGUCUCCGUGGGCGGGUGGGCAGCCUCACAUAACCCAUUCAACUUUGUGGACUGCGACUCGUUCAUCCCCGAGCGGUGGCUCGCCGGUACUGAGCAAUCCAAGCCCUACGCAGCCGACAUCAAAACAGGGAUGCAGCCGUUCUCGCUGGGACCAAGGGGCUGUAUUGGGAAGAACCUGUCGUACAUGGAGAUGCGGGUGAUUUUGGCGCGGCUGGUGUGGAACUUUGAGUUUGUGAGUACGGAUGGUGCGUGGCAGUGGGAUCCGGCUGGGGAGAUGAGGUUCAUGAAGGCGUAUACGACGUGGCAGAAGCCAGAUUUGAAUGUUAGGGUUGUGAAGGUGAAGAGGGAGGGGAUUGAUGGGAACUGCGGGAGGGUGGACAGGGGGUAUGUGGUCAGGUCGCAGGCGGAGAGGAUGAAGGAUUGA